Messenger RNA from Zonotrichia leucophrys gambelii, 3225 nucleotides. RefSeq names its product hepatocyte nuclear factor 4 alpha (gene HNF4A). The coding region runs from base 1 to 1332 and encodes 443 amino acids. Lineage: Eukaryota; Metazoa; Chordata; Aves; Passeriformes; Passerellidae. The transcript is spliced from 9 exons. The record is from RefSeq and is a predicted model, not a curated record. Gene Ontology annotation, biological process: positive regulation of transcription by RNA polymerase II; anatomical structure development; cell differentiation. Gene Ontology annotation, cellular component: nucleus. Gene Ontology annotation, molecular function: RNA polymerase II cis-regulatory region sequence-specific DNA binding; zinc ion binding; nuclear receptor activity.
AUGCUGGCUGUUGUCUCACUGUCUUCUUCUUGCUGUGUCCUUCCCCAAGCAGACACAUCUCCAUCAGAAGCAGCCAGCCUCAGCAGCUCCAGCAGCCUUGGGGUGAGCACGCUGUGUGCCAUCUGCGGGGACCGCGCCACCGGCAAGCACUACGGCGCCUCCAGCUGCGAUGGCUGCAAAGGCUUCUUCAGGAGGAGCGUCAGGAAGAACCACAUGUACUCCUGCAGGUUUAACAGGCAGUGUGUGGUAGACAAAGACAAGAGGAACCAGUGCCGGUACUGCAGGCUGAAGAAGUGCUUCCGAGCAGGGAUGAAGAAGGAAGCUGUACAGAACGAACGGGACCGAAUCAGCACCCGCAGAUCAAGUUACGAGGACAGCAGCCUGCCCUCCAUCAAUGCCCUCCUGCAUGCAGAAGCCCUGGCACAGCAGAUAUCAUCCCCUGUUCCUGUGCUCAAUGGAGACAUCCGAGGGAAGAAGAUUGCCAAUAUUUCUGACGUGUGUGAGUCCAUGAAGCAGCAGCUGCUGGUGCUGGUGGAGUGGGCCAAGUACAUCCCCCCCUUCUGUGAGCUGCCCCUGGAUGACCAGGCAACACUGCUACGUGCCCACGCAGGGGAGCAUCUGUUACUGGGAGUUGCCAAGAGGUCCAUGGUGUUCAAGGAUGUCUUGCUGCUAGGCAAUGAUCACAUCAUCCCACGGAACUGCCCCGAGCUGGUGGAGGUGAACCGUGUGGCCAUCCGCAUCCUGGACGAGCUGGUGCUGCCCUUCCAGGAGCUGCAGAUAGAUGACAAUGAAUAUGCCUGCCUGAAAGCCAUCAUCUUCUUUGACCCAGAUGCCAAGGGGCUGAGUGACCCGUCCAAGAUCAAGAGGAUGCGGUACCAGGUGCAGGUGAGCCUGGAGGAUUACAUCAAUGACCGGCAGUACGACUCGCGGGGCCGCUUCGGGGAGCUGCUGCUGCUGCUGCCCGUGCUGCAGAGCAUCACCUGGCAGAUGAUCGAGCAGAUCCAGUUUGUCAAGCUCUUUGGCAUGGCUAAGAUUGACAACCUGCUGCAGGAGAUGCUGCUGGGAGGUUCAUCAAGCGAGACGCCACACACCCACCACCACCUGCACCCUCACCUGAUCCAGGAGAACCUGGGAACAAACGUCAUUGUGGCCAACACAAUGCCUCCUCAGAUGCACAACGGGCAGAUGUCUACUCCAGAAACUCCACAGCCCUCUCCACCCGCGGGCUCAGGAUCAGAGCAGUACAAGCUGCUGCCUGGAGCCAUUGCAACCGUGGCCAAGCAGCCCACGUCCAUCCCACAGCCUGCCAUCACAAAACAGGAGGUCAUCUAGCAAACCCCACCCAGCCAGCCUCCUUCAGAGCACCGUGUGGGAGAAAAGCCCAAACUGACUCUGCCACUGUGAAAAGAGAAGCCACCCAGAGGGCCCUGGGCACGGACACACGGACUUGCUUUUUGGACUGACCACCACCAGAAGGUGUCUUCCUGCAGCUACGGACAGCACGUGCCAUGGGCAGCCCCAGAGUCCCAGAACUAAGGCUGAAGCCUUGCCAAAACCCUCAGUCCUUGUAAGGAGGGCCAGAUUCCUGCCUCCUUCUGCGGAGAGGUGGCAGUGACUGCCUGGGGACAGGCUGCUGCCCCACUGCCACCUCAGCACUGGUUCAGCCACAGCAGACCCUAUGAACGAGAAUUCCCUGUGCCGUGGGAGUGGAGGACUUCCCUCCCACAGCCAUGCCAGCCCCCUGACAGUCCCCAGCCCAGCCAGACUUGGUGGAGGUGGAAGCUCCCCCCGGAGCAGCACAGCAGGUGAAGCACAUGGGGUUUGCCCAGGCAGCACUGCCAGAACUGCUCCUCAGCCUUGGCUAGUCCCAGGUCUUUGCAUGGUGUCACCCACCAGCACACUAAGCCCCCCAGCCAGACCUAACAAAUCUUUUCAGCUGAUGCUGGGGCAAAGUCUGGCCCACCAAGAUACUCCACUAUUUGGAUCCCUCUGCCUCUUGAGGGGUUUCGAUAUUUCUGUGCCAUGCCUGCCCUCAUUGUGCCCUGACCACAAUGCUCAGAGAGGCAACCACUUCCAAGCCCUUCCCUUGCAGCACUCACUGCCUCCUGGCAAUCAGAGGGACCAUGGGAUUCCAGAGAUUUCAGCUAAUGGGGUGGGUUCACCCCUUUACAGGCUGGCAUCACUGCCCAAAUAUCACUGCCCCAACUACUGCUUGUAGUAUGGAUGCCUGUUUGGCAUGCCUGUUUGGAAGGAAGUAGGGGACAGAUGUAGGAAGGGAAAAGACCUAUGGGGUGAGAAGAGCUUAAGCCUCACAGGUUGGACCAAGUUGUUGGGCUUUCUGAGUGCUGGGAGCAUUGUGACCCAGGAUCUCAGUACAGACCCAACUUAAUGCUAAGAUAUGCCACACAAUCCACUUCUCUAGUGCAGUGCCACUCCUUCAGCUUAGAGAGAGUGGCUGAUAACAGAUUUAUAGUUCUUCAUAACAUGAUAAGAAUUCGUUAUGACUCCUUCAGACCUCAGAGUGUUUGAGAGCACCAACCUCAAAAAUACAAUUCUUGGGGUCCUGCAGAGUAAAGCCACAGAGGUCAAGCAAUAACCCAAGCCCCUUGGGUCUGCCCCAGCCUUGGGUGUGCCCACCCUGCUCUGCUCCCUCCUGCCCCUGCUCCUCUGUGCCUGCCUGUGCCAAAACCCUGCGGAUCUGACCUUUGGUUUACAGCUGAAAGCAGGAAAGGAGCCCUCCUGCUGCAGGUGCCAGCAGGGCUGGAGCUCCCAGAGCCCUGCACCACGGCAGGUCUGAGUCCCUGCUGGCCUCUCAGGAGGAUGAGGAUGGUGGCCCUAUGGCUGCCAAGAGGUCUCUGGUGGGGACAAAUCUGAGCCAGCUCAGCCAGAGGAGCUGCAGGUCUGUCCCCUGAUUUCCAAUGCAAAAUGAAACCCCUCGUGCUGGCAGUGUCAGAGGUGCUGUAUGGUCCCAGUGCUGGUGGCAUCGUACCAAGUAAUUUAUUGCAAUGAUGAAUCCAAUCAUUUUCUGUAAAUUAUUUUGUAAAUCACAUUGAUUAUUUAUAAUUGGGAGAUUAAAUGCAAAAAAACCCCCAACCCUGUAAUAACCAGGCUGUCUUUUCCAACUGCAGCAACCUUUUUUCCUGUACGUAGACAUACUUUGUGGGGAAUCCUUUUUAGUCCAUUUGCACCAAGUAUUCCUCGAUAUUGUACAUUAAUUUUUGCUGG